This is a messenger RNA of Penicillium cataractarum, 1122 nucleotides long. Its product is annotated as FTR1 family protein. The record is from RefSeq and is a predicted model, not a curated record. Gene Ontology annotation, biological process: iron ion transmembrane transport. The transcript is spliced from 4 exons. The coding region runs from base 1 to 1122 and encodes 373 amino acids. Gene Ontology annotation, cellular component: plasma membrane; high-affinity iron permease complex. Gene Ontology annotation, molecular function: ferrous iron transmembrane transporter activity. Lineage: Eukaryota; Fungi; Ascomycota; Eurotiomycetes; Eurotiales; Aspergillaceae.
AUGGGGAACAACCAGGUUUUUGCGGUUACUGUCUUUUUUAUCUGUUUUCGAGAAUGCCUGGAAACAACAGUGGUUGUGUCCGUACUCCUGGCAUUCCUGAAGCAGUCACUAUACGACGAUGACCGAGCGACAUACAAACGAUUAGUUAAACAGGUCUGGCUGGGGAGCGGUUUAGGUCUGUUCAUCUGUCUUGCUGUCGGCGCAGGCAUGAUUGGCGCGUUCUACGGCCUCGGAACGGACACCUUUUCUAGCACCGAGGACAUCUGGGAAGGCGUUUUAGGCAUUGUCGCAUCUAUAAUCAUUACGAUAAUGGGGGCUGCUCUCCUACGCGUGUCCAAGCUUCAAGACAAGUGGCGUGUCAAACUCGCACAGGCUCUCGCACAUGAGAAAAAUCCCAAUGAGACCAAGAAGGGCCGUGUCAAGAGAUGGUUGGAGAAAUAUGUCAUGUUUAUCUUGCCAUUCGUUACUGUCCUUCGUGAAGGUCUUGAAGCUGUCGUCUAUAUAGGUGGUGUCGGGUUAGGACUUCCCGCGACUUCUUUCCCAUUAGCCGUUUUCUGUGGGCUCUUGGCCGGUAUUGCUGUCGGUUAUAUUAUCUAUCGUGGUGGACGGGAAACGUCGAUGCAAAUCUUUUUGAUUAUCUCUACAUGCUUCCUCUACCUCGUGGCUGGCGGCCUGUUUUCACGUGGUGUCUGGUAUUUCGAAAACAAUGCGUGGAACAAUAUCAUCGGUGGUGAUGCAUCGGAAACUGGCUCCGGGCCAGGAUCAUACGACAUUCGCAAGAGUGUUUGGCAUGUGAACUGCUGCAAUCCGGAGCUUGGAGGUGGCGGUGGUUGGGGUAUCUUCAACGCGCUUCUCGGUUGGACUAAUUCGGCUGACUAUGGCUCGGUGAUCUCUUAUAAUCUGUACUGGAUCUGUGUCAUGAUUGGUUAUGCGCUGAUGUUUUACCGUGAGAAGCGAGGGUUCAUUCCUGUCGUCGAUCCAGCUAUCAAUAGCGUUGCCAGAACGAAAGCCAAAGCUAGAGCAUUUAUCCUGCGCCGUCCCUACACGGACCCUGUGGAACCAGUCCAGCCAACAGUUCCUGAAAAGAGUGCGCACACUGACCUCAUGGCUGUUCAACAGUAA